This is a messenger RNA of Podospora anserina S mat+, 1287 nucleotides long. RefSeq lists its product as uncharacterized. NCBI's taxonomy places the organism in Eukaryota, Fungi, Ascomycota, Sordariomycetes, Sordariales, Podosporaceae. The transcript has a single exon. Bases 1 to 1287 code for a protein of 428 amino acids. The record is from RefSeq and is a predicted model, not a curated record.
AUGCUCAUCCAUCCGAGUAGCUCGAAUGGCUCUUCUGGGGGUGACUCAGGUAAUGAACCCGGAGGAACCGUCAGCCAGGGAAAACCAACUGCCUUUCCCGACCCUUCAGGCGGCCGUGGCAAUUCAGGCGGAAACGCAACGUCUACUUCCCCAACCGGUAGCCCCCUUUCUUUCUCCCCAGCUUCACGGACCAGCACUGACCCUCGCCCAUCAGACUCCUCGCCAACCUUCGAAUCCAAUUCCGUCUGUCAAGGCAAUAUCUGCCCCUCUGUCCUCUCCGUUGCGCAGUACGCUUCGCCUCCCACCGCCUUCCUCUUCGGCCUCGGGCAAGACAACGCGGUAUGGUACCGCACCACCAACGGCGAGAAGUGGCUCUCUGACUGGGAAUCACUGGGCGGUGACAUGAUUUCCCAGCCUUCCGCCGCUUCGUUGGAUAACAACCUGGUGGAUGUGUUUGUUUAUGCAAAGAAUAACACUAUCCAAACGAAAAGGUUUUACAACGGGAAAUGGAACGACACUUGGACUGAGCUUGGGAAGGCGAUUACCAGUCCGCCCUAUGCAGUAGCGUGUGGUGAUUCACAAAUGGACGUGGCGAUCAGAGGGACGGAUGGGGGCUUGUAUAGGAUCUACUACAAGCCGUAUGCUGGGUGGUCAGGAUGGGAGAGUCAUGGGGGUGGGCUGUCAUCGUACCCGGUUAUUGGGUGUGGACCGGGACCGUGGAGAAUGGCGGUACUUGGGUUUCGAGGCACAGCCCAGCCGUUAUUUACCACCACUUGGCUCGGUGCUUGGACAGGAUGGGUCGAGGCAGGGGGGGACUUCAGGGGGCAGCUGGCCAUCGCUUCGAGAACAGUCGAAGAGAGUUUUGUGUUUGGGAUAACGGUAAACAGAACUAUGGAAUACUACAACUGGACCAAGACUGGGGAUGCGGAAACGAACAACCUGGUGGAUUUGGGAGGGAGUUUCCAGUCCACUCCGGUGGUGUAUGUUAGUGGGCCGGAUAGGUUGGAUGUGUUGGCUGUGGGGAGGGAUGAUAGGCUAAAGCAUAAGGCAUUGAUUGGGCAGAAGUGGGCGGAAGAGUGGCAGGAUUUGGGGGGCGCGUUUAAUAGUACACCGGCUGUGGUGUCGUUGGUAAGGGGGAAGGUGUCGGUUUAUGGGUUGGGGGUAAAUGGCAUGUUGUUUCAUGGGACGUGGAAGGUUGGGAAGGAGUUUGAGUGGAGUGGGGGGCCGGAGUGGUUGGCUGAUGGGGGGGAGUUGUCGUUGACGGGGAUGAAGUUUAGUGGGGUUUAA